CAGCUUACCCUGACAUGGUGUCUUGUAUCUCCACUUGCCGUGGUACAGAUGCGCUACGGCAGGCGAUGUGCACGUAUGAGUGUUUACGGAUAUGGGAGCAACGUCUUGGAUAGAUGCACGAGGGUCCAGCAGGCAGUAGGCAUGUCACUGGACAUGCAGGUCCGGUCUGGGGAGCCAAAGCUUUUUGACGGCGCAAGUGCGUGGGGUGAAGAUGAGGGACCAGCGAGCCGCAGCAGAGGGUUCAAUGGCUCCGCCUGCUCGCAAUUGCUCGGAGGUGCUUUUGCGGGAGCAUGCCUCAGUGAUGCGCGGCGCUAUCGACCAACCCCAGAGAUGCGCCAAAACAAAUCUCACGUCUCACUGCCGGCGUCCCAAGAGCGCGCAGGGCCUGAUGGGGUUGAUGAUGCUAGCCCGAGGUGCAGCGCCCAGUCGCGGCUAGAGAGCGUGCACGCCCGUGCGUCAUGGCCCUGCAAGCCACCACAAACGGCCUCGAAGCCACCGUGCUUGCUUGUGCCCACCACCCCUGAAGCCAUCCCAUUUGCCUUCGGCCCACUCUCACCAAUUCCGUGUGUAACUAUCAAUCAUCAAUCAACGCCCAGUCACACAAUUAUCAGACACGAUUGCUACCCUGGCCACUCUUGGGAAGCAUCGCGUGAUGCAUACUCAAACACGAUCAAACAUCGCCAACGUAUUCCAACAUCCUAUCACGGCCGCCUGCCCAUAUCCGUCAUUUUGGCCCUGGGCGGCCCUGUUUUCUCACGGAUGACUCUACCCAAUUUUAAGCAGCCCGAGUAGACUCGAGCAGCCUUGUCAUCACGGCAGCCGCUCGCCGCACCUCCAAUCAGGCGUGUCAGAGAGAAACCUUUCCAACUCGAGUCUGUACUCAUCACAUAAAAUCACCCAAUGGUUACAUGUGUCAGUCAUACCUUAUCUUCCGCUCCGGUCAUACCUCUAUAUCAGAAAUAUUCCGGCAUGGCGCAUCAGGGCUCGGAUCAAGAACUAUGCCACAUGUGGCAGCCCUGCAUGCACUCUAGUUCAAUCUUUCACAUGUCCAACUGCUGCACACUUUACUCUUUC
Alternaria rosae is the source of this 1074-nucleotide messenger RNA. RefSeq lists its product as uncharacterized. The transcript has a single exon. Bases 49 to 792 code for a protein of 247 amino acids. The record is from RefSeq and is a predicted model, not a curated record. Lineage: Eukaryota; Fungi; Ascomycota; Dothideomycetes; Pleosporales; Pleosporaceae.